AUGAAGACUGGACAGCCGAAGAUGAGGUUCUCAGUGAUGCACAUUUAGAGAAGAGAGACAAGAAUGUGAGUGCUAUCGUUGGAACUAGUGGUGUCAAUGUGGCUGAGAAUGUGAUGGUUGAAGACAAUGAGGCAAUGUUUGGGGCAAUUGACUUCGACGAAGAAGUGAUUGGAUAUGAAGCAAACUCAGAUGAUGAGGCUAAAAGAAUGAAGUUUCGAGAGUUCAAUUCUAAGACAGACAUGAAAGACCCUCAGUUUUGUGUUGGGAUGAUCUUCGCUAAUGCUAGGAUAUUGAGAGCUGUUAUAAGAGAGAGGGCAAUACAAAAGGGUUGGGAGGCAGCAUUUUACAAGAGCGAUAGGAAGAGGAAUCCCUACGACAAACUAUGUCCUCAGAAGUGCAGGCCAAAGUUUCAGAGCAAAAGGCGUAUAGAACAAAGAAGGCUGCUAUUGGGUUUGGUGGAGAAAUCACACAAGGAGCAAUAUUCAAGGGUCAUAGACUAUGCUGCUGAACUGAAGAGGGUUGAUCCAGACACAACAGUCGACAUCAAAUGCUCCUUCAGUAACCCUGGUCAGUGUCCUGUUUUCAAAAGAAUGUAUGUAUGUCUGGGUGCAUGCAAAAUGGGUUUUAUAUCAGGUUGUAGGUCAUUGUUAGGUCUGGAUGGUUGUCAUCUUAAGAGUCCAUAUGGAGGGCAACUUUUGUCAGCAGUUGGGUUAGAUGCAAAUAACACUACUUGGGUAGUAGCUUAUACAAUGGUGGAGCAAGAAAGCAAGGAUAGUUGGAUGUGGUUUCUUGAACUUUUGGCUAAAGAUAUAAACAUAACCAGUCAAGGAGCUGGGUGGACAUUCAUUUCUGAUAAGCAAAAAGGGAUUUUGCCAGCUUUUGAGAGAGUCUUACCAUAUGCAGAUCAUAGAUUUUGUGUCAGGCAUCUGUGGACUAACUUUAACAAGAAAUUUCCUGGAAAAGUAUUGAAGGACCAGUUAUGGGCCAUUGCGAAGUCAACCACGAUGGCUUACUUUGAUAAGGAGAUGAUACUCAUGAAUCAAAUGGAACCAAGAGCUUAUAAAUGGAUAACAGAUCCUCUAAGACCUGCGAAACAUUGGUCCAGGGCACAUUUCAACACUGUUGUGAAAUGUGACGUCCUUCUUAACAAUCUCUGUGAGAGUUUCAAUGCAUUUAUUCUGCCUGCAAGAACAAAGCCAGUGAUAACAAUGUUUGAGGAUAUAAGGGUGAGACUGAUGAAGAGGGUUCACACAAGGAGAGAUAAGAUGAUGAAGAUUCAGGAUCCUAUAUGCCCUAAACCAAGAGAAAUAUUGGAGAAGAACAAAGUUAAAGCUGCAACAGAUUGCAUUCCAACUGGUUCAGGUAGUGCAAAGAUUGAAGUGGAAAGCAUAGGAGGAUCUAAAUAUGUAGUUGAUCUUCAGAGAAGAACUUGUGCCUGUAGGAGAUGGGAUUUGAGUGGCAUCCCCUGCAAACAUGUUGUGUCUACCAUCUACUUCAUGAGGCUGAAACCUGAGGACUUUGUUGAUCCUUGUUAUAGAACAAAGACAUACAUGGAUAUAUAUUCCAACACAAUUAAGCCGGUAAAUGGAAUGGAUUUGUGGGCUAGGACUGGCAAUGAUGCAAUUCUUCCUCCCAGGUACAACAGACAGCCUGGCAGGCCAAAGAAUAUGAGAACUAAGGAUGCAUUUGAGAAGGCUACUGAUGGAACUAAGCUGGGAAGGAUUCAAAAUUCACUAAGGUGCAGCAAUUGUGGUACCUUGGGGCACAAUAUCAAGACUUGUCACAGGCACUUGCCACCGAAGGAGAAUAUCAGCAAAAAAAGGAAGUUAAACAGUGGAAAGGGAACCUCUUCUACACUCCAGGCUAAGGGUACCAAGAAGCCUCCUUUAACAAAGGAUGAGAAAAGGGCUAAACUUAAGAAAAGGGCAGAAAAGCUUAAGGAGAAGGUUGUAGCAAAGACUGUUGCGAAAGCAACCACAAAGUCAUCGACUGCCUCAACAACUACACAAGUUGCUUCAGCUAAGAACAAGGGAGCUGCUUCUACAAAGUCUUCGACACCUACAAGGUCAUCAAAGAGGAUUAGAGGUGGAGACAAGCAG
Messenger RNA from Fragaria vesca subsp. vesca, 2099 nucleotides. RefSeq lists its product as uncharacterized. The record is from RefSeq and is a predicted model, not a curated record. The annotation marks the transcript as partial. Lineage: Eukaryota; Viridiplantae; Streptophyta; Magnoliopsida; Rosales; Rosaceae. The transcript has 5 exons.